Molecule: messenger RNA, 1552 nt
Organism: Melanotaenia boesemani (Boeseman's rainbowfish)
Lineage: Eukaryota; Metazoa; Chordata; Actinopteri; Atheriniformes; Melanotaeniidae
Gene: vsig8b
Product: V-set and immunoglobulin domain containing 8b
Exons: 8
Coding region: 75-1205 (376 amino acids)
Source: RefSeq, a predicted model, not a curated record
CCUUAGUUACACCUGCUGAGUUUACCUGACAAAAUAAGCAAGCUUCCCCAUUACUGACACUGGCCUCAACAGACAUGUUUUCUUUGGAUUAUUUCUUCGUUUUGAGGGUCACAAUGGAGGCUGGAUUCACAAGCAGGCAGCUAAGGUUGGCUGUUUUGUUUCUGUUUCUGAUUACUCAACCAAGGACAGAGGCAAUGCAGAUAACAUCCUCUGGGCCACAAACCAUUCAAAAAGCUGAGACAGAGACAGUCAGCCUGGGAUGCACAUUCACGGCGGGCACAGCAGAUACAGGAGAGCUGGAUAUUGAGUGGUCCAACGUCAGCCCGGACAUGACACAGAAAGAUAACUUGAUCUUAUCAUAUACAGGAGGCCAGAUCCACUACAAUGACCCCAGCCUCGCCAACAGGAUCAGUUUUACAGGAGACCCAAAUCAGGGAGACGCUUCCAUCUCCUUUUCUAAUGUGAAGCUGUCAGACACAGGCACAUACCAGUGUAAAGUCAAAAAGCUACCUGGUGUCGACAUGAGAAAAGUUACUCUGGUGGUAAUGGUUCCCCCAUCAGCACCAAAGUGUUGGGUUGAAGGUAGCGAGGAGAAAGGUGGACCAGUCUCCCUCCGCUGUAAGUCCUCUCAGGGAUCCACUCCUGUCAGUUACGUAUGGAGCAGAGAGAGUGGAGGUGCAAUGCCAUCCACUGCAACCCAAAACUCACAGAGUGGCGAGCUCUUGAUAAAGAACCAUACAGACAGCAACACGGGAACUUACAUGUGUGAGGCAAAAAACGCUGUUGGCCAAGCACAGUGUAAAUAUUCAUUGCGUGCAUACAACCCUACCGAUAAAGUGGGCGUCAUAGUUGGUGCAGUGAUUGGCGCCCUGUUGCUGCUUCUCCUCCUCUUGCUUCUCAUCUGGCUUCUAGUCUGCUGCUGCCAUAAGAAACGCUACCAAAAGGAGGUUGCAAAUGAAAUUAGGGAGGACGUUCAGGCCCCAGAGAGCAGACCCCCCAGCAGACUCUCCAGCAGGCACUCCAGUCUGCGUUCAGUGAUGGGAUACCGCACCCAUCAUGGGACGCAGUACAAUGCCGUGGCCAGUCCUCUGCCGAGUGUCAGCGAAACUGGCCGAAUCUACACAGGUAGCAGUGAUGGGCCAACCACUGAAGGGAACAAGACUGCUUCCCUCAGCUAUGACCCUACAUAUGGAUACCCUGUCUAAAGGCAAGCAUUUUGCGACAAUCUCUGAUGCUAAAUUUUUUAAGCUGAAAUCUAUUUGUAAUAAACUCCUGUGGAAUAUGUGUAAAUGUCUUAAGGUAAAUAGAAACCAGUAAGAGAGCUGGUGUGGCUCAGACAGGCUGACUAUCAUGAUGCAAUGCUGCUAAUGUAAACAAAAAGAGCAGGUUCCUGAGACACUAUUACUCGACUGUUUGCUUAAACUGUAUGUAAAAUGUACAUAGCACACAAAGUAUUUUUAUGAAGGUAUUUUAUUUCUAAGAGGUGAACAUAUCAAUCAUUCUUUUAAAAAUAUGUAUAAAAUUAAAAAGAACUAUAAAUCUGAAGAUUCGA